This is a messenger RNA of Malania oleifera, 1753 nucleotides long. Its product is annotated as F-box protein At5g49610. The record is from RefSeq and is a predicted model, not a curated record. Bases 550 to 1632 code for a protein of 360 amino acids. NCBI's taxonomy places the organism in Eukaryota, Viridiplantae, Streptophyta, Magnoliopsida, Santalales, Ximeniaceae. The transcript has a single exon. Gene Ontology annotation, molecular function: protein binding.
CACUGCAGCCCCAUCAUCUCAACCGCAGAUCAUGACUGGCAUGAUUCCCAUUAAUUAAAAAUAAAAAUUUCUUUUUUACGGCAUAUGUCUCUGCCCCUGGAUCUCCAAUUUCUUCCCCUCUACCUUCAUUUUCCUCCUCUCUUAUUUCCUGCUUCCUUAUCAAAUUUUUGAUCUUUGCAAAUCUCCACUGGUGUUCUUCCCAGAUCCCAAGUGCCCAAUGAAUCCCAUUCUCGUGUGCUAAUUUUGUCGAUUGCGUGAAGAAGCCCGUGUUUUCAAUUCAAGCACGUCAUGGUUAGGGUUAAAAUGGCAUCUUAUAGAACUGCCAUCGAUCGCGGAUUGCGCGAAAAAUCUCUUGAUUCACGAGCAAGUUAUGUUCUUUUAUAAGGCCCACCUCGAAUUUUUUUUCAUCCGGUAAGCAAAUUUUUAACCCCCUUUCGAUUUGCGCGACUGGGUGCGUAAAGGUAAAAGCAGAUUUCGAACCCUCUGUCGAUUCUCGCAACUGGGUGCAUAAACAUUUUUUCUUUCCAAGUUCGCAUCUGCAAUCGAAUCAUGAGUUCGAGAAAUGCCGGGGCUUUCCCCGAUGAAGUUGUUUUGCAAAUUCUCGCCAGAUUGCCCGUUAAGUCCCUCUUUAGAAGCAAGUCUGUGUGUAAACUGUGGUACAAAUUGUCUUCGGAUAGGUAUUUUAUUCAACUAUACAAUGAAGUGUCUGUGAAGACCCCAAUGGUGUUGGUGGAGGUUACUGAGUCCUUGGAAUCGAAAUCGAGUCUGAUUUGUGUGGACAAUUUGAGGGGUGUUUCUGAAUUUUCCUUGGAUUUCUUGAAGGAUAGAGUGAAGGUCAGAGCCUCAUGUAAUGGAUUGUUGUGUUGCUCUAGCAUUCCUGAUAAGGGUGUUUACUAUGUAUGUAAUCCGAUGACUAGAGAAUUUAAGUUGCUUCCAAAGAGUAGGGAAAGGCCUGUGACUAGAUUCCAUCCAGAUGGUGAAGCCACUUUGGUUGGUUUGGCAUGUAAUUUGUCUGCACAGAAAUUUAGUGUUGUGCUAGCAGGUUAUCACCGAUCUUUUGGUCAUCGGCCUGAUCAAACCUUUAUAUGUUUGGUGUUUGAUUCUGAGUCAAAUAAAUGGAGGAAGUUUGUGUCAUUACAAGAUGAUCAAUUUACCCAUAUGAAUAGGAACCAAGUUGUAUAUGUGAAUGGUUUGCUGCACUGGUUGACUGGAAGUUGUUCUUGGAUACUUGCACUCGAUUUGGAAUAUGACAUUUGGAGGAAGGUGGCACUUCCCGGGGAGGUGAGUUGUGCAUCUGGCAACAGAGUUUAUUUGUUGGAGUCAGAUGGGUGCUUGUCCAUUAUUCAGAUUUCAGAUGCUUGGAUGAAUAUUUGGAUGUUGAGGGACUACGAGAGGGAAAAAUGGCAUAUGGUGGACAAGGUGAGUCUUAGGUGCAUCAGAGGAAUGGUUCCUGGCAUUUUCCCUAUAAGUCAGACUGGUGAAUAUGUCUUCCUAGCAACCCAUAAGCAGAUACUCUUGUAUCAUCGAAAUAGCCGAGUCUGGAAGGAAAUGUACUCUGUCAAAAAUGGUUCUACUCUUCCAUUGUGGUUCUCAGCAUAUGCCUUUCGGAGCACAAUCUUCUCUAGUCAGUGAGAUUUGGACUGCAUUUGAUCAGCUUCUGUGCAUAAAUUUCUUUGUUGUAAUUUGUAAGUAUUGCUGCUCAUUGUGCUGGACGGCUGAUUUUUAUUGCUAUGUACAGUGACUUUGGCUUGUA